This is a messenger RNA of Salvelinus namaycush (lake trout), 2491 nucleotides long. RefSeq lists its product as uncharacterized. Gene Ontology annotation, cellular component: membrane. NCBI's taxonomy places the organism in Eukaryota, Metazoa, Chordata, Actinopteri, Salmoniformes, Salmonidae. The coding region runs from base 1092 to 1736 and encodes 214 amino acids. The transcript has 4 exons. Gene Ontology annotation, molecular function: signaling receptor activity. The record is from RefSeq and is a predicted model, not a curated record. Gene Ontology annotation, biological process: adaptive immune response.
AUCUUUACUUUUACUCAAGUAUGACAGUUGGGUACUUUUUCCGCCACUGUAUGUAGUGAACCAUUCACCUCUCAUGUCUGAGAGUAGAGGAUAUGUUAUGUAGUGAACCAUUCACCUCUCAUGUCUGGGAGUAGAGGAUAUGUUAUGUAGUGAACCAUUCACCUCUCAUGUCUGGGAGUAGAGGAUAUGUUAUGUAGUGAACCAUUCACCUCUCAUGUCUGAGAGUAGAGGAUAUGUUAUGUAGUGAACCAUUCACCUCUCAUGUCUGAGAGUAGAGGAUAUGUUAUGUAGUGAACCAUUCACUUCUCAUGUCUGAGAGUAGAGGAUAUGUUAUGUAGUGAACCAUUCACCUCUCAUGUCUGAGAGUAGAGGAUAUGUUAUGUAGUGAACCAUUCACCUCUCAUGUCUGGGAGUAGAGGAUAUGUUAUGUAGUGAACCAUUCACCUCUCAUGUCUGGGAGUAGAGGAUAUGUUAUGUAGUGAACCAUUCUGGGAGUAGGGAGUCUAGUGUUACACACAUCACCUGAUCCCAGGUUGCACAUAGAAAGCAUCAGUAGAGUUUGAAGUCAUUGUUGUCACACACUCUGGUUUGUUAUAUUUACCUGCCUAUAGUCUCACUAAUAACAGGUCACACCAGUGUGAACUAACUUUGAAAAGUUGAUGGCGUGUCCAUUUGAAGUGGUUGUUGUAUCGUACUAUUCCAGUUGUACUUGAAGUGACUGUCUUUGAAUGACAAACCCUCAAAUGAAUGCUCAGAAAAUAAUUGUGUUUUGUUGUUUAACCUCAUUUAUCCCUAACCUAUGACUCUUUCACAUACUGACACCCACAAUUGCAACUGAAAUAUCUUCAGGUCUUGAUUCUCUGUAUGUUUCAAUGUAAUUUCUUGGUUUAGUAGGCCCUCCUCGUUUUCCUAUUGGUGGAGAGAUUUUACUCUGUUUGUUCAGAACCUAGCAGUAAAGUAGGCCUACCUUGUGUUCCUAUUGGUGGAGAGGUUCUAGAGCAGACGCCACUGUGGUAUAGACAUACUGUAUAUUUCCUGUUAUUUGAAGGUUCAGUUUAGUUGUGAUGUGAAGCUCAUGUUGUUUUAGCAAGAUGUCUGCACCCUCUCUGUGUUGUGCAAUCUUCCUCUGUCUCCUUUGCAGCACCCUGGCUGAGAAAGGGAACAAGGGACUGCUGGUCCGAAAGCAGGAGGGAGACACUAUGACCAUCCACUGCAGCACCUCUCUGCCAGACCAAGAAGACCUGAGUGUGUACAUGCGCCUGACAAAAGAGAUUCAAGUCCUCUACUUUCACCAGGAAACAGAAAAAUGUACCCUAAACGAGAGGUUCAAACUCAGAUUGAUGACUAAUGGAAGACUCAACAAAAUGGACAUCACCAUCACAAACCUGACCAUAGAAGACUCUGGGGCCUACUGGUGUGUGUACAGUGUUUAUAAGACACCCAAGCUUGAGAAGACUGAGGGGGAAGGAGCUGUUUUGCUGGUGGUGAAUGAUGAGGAGUGUGACCAGAAUGAAACGUCCUCAGGGCUAGGAAUGUCCUGGUAUCUGGUCCUGGUCUCAGCUGUCACUGCUGGCUCUGUGCUUCUCCUGAGUCUGCUCAUCCUCUUCAUCUGGGUCAUCCCCAGGUUAAAGGCAUGGCGUGCAACGAUUAGACCAACACAGGGCAAGACUAGCGAUGUCUAUGAAGACAUGCGCACCACCAUCAGACGUGCACACCCCCCUCAGAUGGGUUAUUAGUGAUGUUGCACGGCAGCCAUCUUUACUUUGGGCACCAACCUAAGACAGGUUGUUACAGAUGUUGCAUGGCAGUCAUCUUUACUUUGGGCACGACCUUCAGACAGCUUGUUACUGAUGAUGCACGGCAGCCAUCUUUAAUUUGGGUCCAAAUGGAAGCUCAUGUCAGCUGACUAGGAGACAAUUAUGUCAACAUACUGUAAUACAUGAUGUCAACGAAGGACUUUGAAAGAUAUAUUCUCAGGUUGUGUUAGGUAGCAAGGACUUGCAUCAAUGAUGUGCACUUAUGUCAGUCAUUCAACCUCAAGGUAAGCUACCUAUAUACUGUAGCUACUUAAGUAAGUACACAGCUGACAUCACACACUGUAAAUGGUUGUUCAUACAGAGGUUUUUUAUGGUCCUUGACCCUGACGCAGCAGGUAGAAUUUGAGUCUUGUAAUUACAACCACAAUUUAACUUGAAAAUAGCACUGAUUGCUGUGUAUGGAAUUUCAAUGUCUUUAGCUGUACAUUCUAUUUUUCUUUAUAGAUUGACAAUAUCUUUUUUUAACAACUUUUAAAUGUUGAAUUGAUUCUCUAUUGUAUAUAUGUUUUUACAUAUUUGAUGGCAUUGGGCCUAUGCCUAUUUUUCAGGCGCCAGGCAACUUUUACUGCUAUUUUAUUGUAAUACUUUUGCAUUCUUUAGUUCCUGUACUGAUCAUGUUGUUCCUGUAAUGAUAGUCUAUUUUUUUAAAUAAUAAAUGAGUCAUAAGACUAACA